CCCGAUCUGCUCGACCUCCGACUCCGACCUGCUCGCCUAGCUUGCACUUGCCUGACUUCCAAUUUUCUGUGGAGGUUGUUGUACCCAUUAUGGCACAGAAUACUAGUAGUACAACGCCAGCAGCUCUUCCCCAGCUCAGGUCGUCAGUAUCGCAAGCCCUUUGGGGCCACCUCCGGCAAAUGAACGUCCCUCUAGCUCUUAAGGGCAAGACGGAACUAUCCUCGGCUCCAACUCCGGUUACUCCAGUAGACAAGGCUGGGACAUCGAUGCGCAUGCUCCUGCACGAUACCCAGGCGACCCUCGAGAAGUUUUCGGGACAUAUCGAGAGGCUCACGUCUAAGGUCGACGACGCGAAGCGCGAGGUAACAACAGCGCACAAGGCCUUUCAGUAUGGACACGAGAAAAUGCUAGAAGAAAGCAUCGCUUUGCGUGAGUGGAAAUGCGCAUAUACCCGACUGGUCUGCGUGGCUAGGGCAGCAUACACUCCAUCAUACUAACUUUUCUUUCAGUGAAUCGCUGUCAGACAGAGAUCCAGAAGUCCGUUGGAAAACCUGCCCAAUCAACUGUUUUGGAUGAGACACGCCAGUCCCUCAUCGUCCUUGACCGCAAGGUUGACGCUUUGGAUAGGAGGGCGGACGCUUUGCAUAUAGUGAGCACAUCUCAUCAAAGC
This is a messenger RNA of Phanerochaete carnosa HHB-10118-sp, 670 nucleotides long. RefSeq lists its product as uncharacterized. NCBI's taxonomy places the organism in Eukaryota, Fungi, Basidiomycota, Agaricomycetes, Polyporales, Phanerochaetaceae. The transcript has a single exon. The record is from RefSeq and is a predicted model, not a curated record. Bases 90 to 497 code for a protein of 135 amino acids.